This is a messenger RNA of Hyla sarda, 2534 nucleotides long. It is a transcript of the gene SEC63, whose product is annotated as SEC63 homolog, protein translocation regulator. Gene Ontology annotation, molecular function: RNA binding; transmembrane protein transporter activity. Gene Ontology annotation, cellular component: Sec62/Sec63 complex. NCBI's taxonomy places the organism in Eukaryota, Metazoa, Chordata, Amphibia, Anura, Hylidae. The record is from RefSeq and is a predicted model, not a curated record. Gene Ontology annotation, biological process: post-translational protein targeting to endoplasmic reticulum membrane; SRP-dependent cotranslational protein targeting to membrane. Bases 137 to 2404 code for a protein of 755 amino acids. The transcript has 21 exons.
UGUGGGCGUGUCAAGGAGGAGGUGGGCGGGCCCUUCGCCGGGUAACGGCCGUCGGUCGGUUGGUUUUUCUAGUGUCGUGAGCCGUAAGAGGACCGGUUACGGGUAGUGUGCCCGGCAGGUAGAGGACAAGGCAGCCAUGGCUGGCCAACAGUUCCAGUAUGACGACAGUGGCAACACGUUCCUCUACUUCCUGACCUCGUUUGUGGGGCUCAUUGUCAUCCCGGCCACAUAUUACCUGUGGCCCCGUGACCAGAACUCGGAACAAGUCCGACUGAAAAACAUCCGUCAUGUAUAUAGAAGCUGUUUAUGGUAUCAGCUGAAGUCUAUAAAACCUCAACAGAAUAUAGGUCCAACUGUGAAGAAGAUAGUGUUAAUGCUUGGAUGGGCAUUGUUCAUAUUUCUUGCCUACAAGGUCUCCAAAACAGAUAAAGAAUACCAAGAGUACAAUCCAUAUGAAGUUCUAGGUUUAGAUCCGGGGGCCACUGUCUCAGAAAUUAAGAAACAAUACCGUCUGCUUUCUCUCAAAUUUCACCCUGAUAAAGGAGGAGAUGAUGCUAUAUUUAUGAAAAUAGCAAAGGCAUAUGAAGCUUUAACAGAUGAUGAAUCCAGGAGAAAUUGGGAAGAAUAUGGCAAUCCUGAUGGACCACAGGCUACACAUUUUGGCAUUGCCUUGCCAGCAUGGAUUGUGGACCAGAAAAAUUCGAUGCUGGUGUUGCUGGUUUAUGGGCUAGCCUUCAUGGUCAUCCUUCCAGUUGUUGUGGGUUCUUGGUGGUAUAAAUCAAUCCGAUAUAGUGGAGAUCAGAUUCUUAUUCGCACAACGCAGAUCUACACAUAUUUUGUGUAUAAGACUCGGAACAUGGACAUGAAGCGUCUUAUUAUGGUCUUAGCUGGUGCAUCAGAGUUUGACCCACAAUAUAAUAAAGAUGCCACAAGCAGGCCGGCAGAUAAUAUACUGAUUCCUCAGCUGAUAAGAGAAAUUGGUGGUAUAAAUCUAAAGAAGAAUGAGCCUCCACUAACCUGUCCAUACAGCUUAAAAUCCAGAGUCCUCUUACUGGCUCACUUGUCGCGGAUGCAGAUUCCUGAGACACUAAAAGAAGAUCAGCAGUUUAUUCUAAAGAAAGGCCCAGCUUUGCUUCAAGAAAUGGUUAAUGUAAUUUGCCAACUGAUAAUCAUGGCUCGUAGUCGUGAAGAAAGGGAACUCAGGCCUCCAUCACUUUCCUCUCUGGAGAACUGCAUGAAACUCUGUCAGAUGACUGUGCAAGGCCUCCAGCAGUUUAAAUCUCCCUUUUUGCAGUUGCCUUUUAUUGAAGAGGAUCAUUUAAGACGCGUUUUUAACCAUAAAAAGUUUAAAAUCAAGACCAUUCGGGACCUGGUCAGUAUGAAGGAGUCAGAUCGUCGUCUGCUGUUUAGUUUUCUUGAGGAUAGCAGUUAUGAGGAGAUGGUGUCAGUUCUUGGUAGCUUUCCACAUAUCACAAUGGAGGUAAAACCACAAGUGCUAGAUGAUGAAGACAGUAACAACAUUACAGUGGGCUCCUUAGUCACUGUCCUUGUUACCCUUAAAAGACAGACAAUGGUCGAAGUAUUUGAGAAGGAACAGUCUGCUUGCUCUGCUGAAGACCAGCCAGUUGAAGAUGGGCAAGGGGAAAGUGGCAAAACAAAAAGCAAAGGCUGGCAGCAAAAAAAUAAAACUGCAAAGAAGUCUUCCAAAUCCAAGAAAAAGAAACCAUUGAAAAAGAAGCCUAUUCCCCCACCUUCAUCACAACAGAAACAAGGAAAACAGAAGCAAGCCAAUGAUGUGACUGCAAAUGAUGUUGCAUCAAAGGAGGAAGAAGAUGAUGUUUCGGACAAAGGUAGUGAUUCUGAAGAUGAUGAUACUAAUAGGGAUUCUCAGAGUGAUGGGAGUGACAAGGAUUCUGACAGGGAGAACGAUGACAAGCAUGGCAAAGAUGAUGAAGCGGAGUGGCAAGAAUUGCAGCAGAGCAUUCAGCGUAAGGAUCGAGCUCUGCUAGAAACCAAAUCUAAAGUAACACAUCCUGUAUAUAGUUUAUAUUUCCCAGAGGAAAAGCAAGAAUGGUGGUGGAUUUACAUAGCAGAAAGAAAGGAUCAAACAUUAAUAUCUAUGCCCUAUCAUGUGUGUACACUAAGGGAUCAAGAAGAGGUGGAGCUAAAAUUUCCAGCGCCAAGCAAACCUGGCAAUUAUCAAUACACCGUGUUCUUAAGGUCUGAUUCUUAUAUGGGCUUAGAUCAGAUAAAACCACUAAAGCUGGAAGUUCACGAAGCUAAACCAAUUCCUGAAAACCACCCACAAUGGGAUAUCACCAUGGAGGGCGAUGAUGACCAAGGAGACAGUGAGGGCUUUGAAGAAAGCUAUGAUGAGGAGGAGGAAGACGAGGAAGAUGAUUAAGUUAAAUUAAAUAAAUAAAUGGACUUAAAAGAUUUGCACAUGGUCGUCUGUCUGAUAUCGGAGCUAUUCCAUUCUCCAGAGCCACAGUGUAGAAGUUUUUGAGGAAAUUGAUUAUUAUUUUUUUUUUAUU